AGUCGUUAUAUUUGGUGGGUGUUAUUGUUUCCGGCUGCUCUGAUAUCCAUCAUUUCCGCUUGGCAUUUAUGGACGCAAUAUUACCAAUUGUCAUUCAUUAGCAGAGGCGUUGCGCUAGCGAUCUAUUCGCUUUCUGUGUCAUUCAUCCUCUCAGAUAUAGUGUCAAAGACUUUCCAUGCAUAUGGUUUGAUUGUCUUUCUAAUGACAUCUUUCGGAAUUCUUAGUAUCAUCUUGUAUACGUUCCAAAAAAGGUACAAAUUCACUGGAACAAAGCCAUUUUUUUGUUCCACCGCAUUAGUAUGUAUAAGCUCUCUAGGAUUAAGAGAAGUUUAUCAAUUGAAUCCUAUGCAAAUCCUUUUACCUAUCGCUGUUUCAAGUGUUAUAUGUAGUUACUGCAUACUAGAACUCUAUUAUGCAAUGGAUGCUAUGACGGUGGAUGACUAUAUUCUGGCGAACUUAUCUUUUCACAUGGACCUGGCGUAUCCUAUAAAUUGCUUACAUCAUGUAUGUGAAUUAUCUGAUCAUAUCGAUAAUAUUCCAGAGUAUUUUGAUCCCGAAGCAUCCUCUGUUUUGGACGACGAUUAAAAAUAAAAAAGAGGCUGGACAAAUUAUGGACACUCUAAGGGUAGCUCACUAAGAAUGAUAAAGUUAGAAAUUUGAAGCCUUGCAAAACUAAUUGCAAUAACUCGUGGUUUACUCUAUGUUACAACCUUGAUUUAUGAUUCACCGUACGGUUAGCUCGUGUUUAACGGGCACCUAUAAAUUGAACAAGUGAAAUAAAAGCUCCAAUACUAAUAAGAGAAUGUCGUGACCGCAACAUUUAAUAUCAAUUAAGUUGUCUGUAGGUCGGCGUUACUAUUCUGCAUAUGAGAUUAAAGAUUAACGCUCAAUCAGUAUACUUCAGGAAAAAACGCGUGUUUUUCUGAUUUGAGAACGGAAGGAGUAAAUAAACGUGCCCAUCAGCUCUUCAAUUGGAAUAUCAAUGAUGGAUUAAAAGAAAACCCAGGAGCUGAAGUGGGUUGAUGUGAUAC
Messenger RNA from Mycotypha africana, 1031 nucleotides. RefSeq lists its product as uncharacterized. Lineage: Eukaryota; Fungi; Mucoromycota; Mucoromycetes; Mucorales; Mycotyphaceae. The record is from RefSeq and is a predicted model, not a curated record. The transcript is spliced from 3 exons. Bases 202 to 585 code for a protein of 127 amino acids.